Monopterus albus (swamp eel) is the source of this 6959-nucleotide messenger RNA. It is a transcript of the gene lrig2, whose product is annotated as leucine-rich repeats and immunoglobulin-like domains 2. The transcript has 18 exons. The record is from RefSeq and is a predicted model, not a curated record. The coding region runs from base 517 to 3708 and encodes 1063 amino acids. NCBI's taxonomy places the organism in Eukaryota, Metazoa, Chordata, Actinopteri, Synbranchiformes, Synbranchidae. Gene Ontology annotation, molecular function: protein binding.
AAACAUGCUAGAGAGAGGCGGGACCUAGGAUAUCAUAUGUCAUCAACUAAAAGCGCUUUGUUGUUCUUUCGGGAUCCAAAGACGGAGAAAAUAUAUUUUCAGUUUUCAACACUCUGGGUUAAGUGAAGAUAUUGUUUCAUUUGGUUACAUGUGAUCGAAAACCAGUGUAUGGAACCGGCGCCGUCUGGUGAAAAGUGGCGUAUCUGUGGCACAAAAUCUGAUCAUCGUUUAGUUAGCGUUAGCCACUCCUGGAGAGCAUAGUCCAGAUAGGAGCGGAAGGAAUUCCAGGCAUUGGGAAGAAGGGGAGAAAUCUGUGCUGAAGAUGCCUCAUGCAACUUGGAAAACAUUUUAUUUUACAGUUCCGCCUGGAAGCAUGGCAUUAUAACCUGAAGUAUGUGCUUGUUUGACUGAUACCACAUUGCAGGAGCUAUAUGAUGGUGUUUUUGUAACUGUAACCGUGUCAGUUUAACGAGUUAGCCACGUAGCUACAUAGCCUUCAGUAGAAAGGCAUUUAAAAUGGCGGAGGGUUGGCCCAUUCCUUCGGCCCUUGUCUUCAUGCUGCUGAGUUUGAGUGCCUGGGCCCAUGAGUCUUGUCCUACUCCCUGCUCGUGUUUAGAAGGACAAGAUAAUGCCAGUAUUCUAGACUGUAACAGGAAAAGGCUGUUGACGGCUCCAAUGGACCCACCAGAUGAGAUAACCCAAGUCACCAUGAAUCACAAUGAGCUUACUGUUCUGCCAUUUCUUGGAUAUGUUUCCUCAAACAUCACCUCACUGUCGCUAGUCCACAAUCGGAUCUCAGAGCUGUCAGUGCAUCAGCUGCAGCCAUAUGUUUCUCUGGAGACAUUGGACCUGACAUCCAACUCCAUCUCUGAGCUCAAAGUUGGAUCCUUCCCCUCCAUGCAACUGAAAUAUCUGAAUUUGAGUAAUAACAAGAUCAGUAUCCUUGAGCCUGGCUGCUUUGAAAACAUCUCCAGCACCCUGCUGGUGCUGAAGCUGAACAGGAACAGAUUAGCUGAGCUCUCAUCCAAAGUCUUCAUACUUCCACAGCUUCAGUUCCUUGAAAUGAAGCGUAACAAGAUCAAGAUAGUGAACAGCCUGACAUUCAAAGGCAUGGACUCACUGAAGUCACUGAAGAUGCAGCGGAACGGCAUCACUAAACUCUUGGAUGGAGCCUUUUUUGGACUUAACAACAUGGAAGAACUAGAGCUGGAGCACAACAACCUAACUGAGGUCAACAAAGGUUGGCUGUAUGGCCUGCACAUGCUGCGUAACUUGCGGGUCAGCCAGAAUGCUGUUGGCAUCAUCCGACCAGACGCCUGGGAGUUUUGCCAAAAGCUUGAGGAACUGGACUUGUCCUUCAAUCAUCUGACCAGACUUGAGGAGACAGCUUUCCUUGGGUUGGGUUUCCUGGAGACCCUGAAUUUGGGAGAGAACUCCAUUAGCCAUUUGGGAGAGGGGGUGUUCAGUGGCCUAGCAAGUCUGCGCACCCUAGACAUCCGCAAUAAUGAAAUCUCCUGGGCCAUUGAGGACUCGGUUGGUGUAUUUGAUGGAAUGAAGAAGCUGAACACACUAAUCCUACAACGGAACAAAAUCAGAUCCAUCACUAAGAAAGCAUUUGAAGGCUUGGAAGAGCUGGAACACCUGGACCUCAGUAAGAAUGGCAUCAUGUCAAUACACCCCGAGGCGUUGUCCCAUAUGAAGCUGAAAGUGUUUGUCCUAAACACGAGCAGCUUGCUGUGUGACUGCCACAUGCAGUGGUUAGGGCCUUGGCUGACUGACAACCAGUUCCAGCCGACUGUCUCUGCUGUCUGUGCUCAUCCUACCAGUCUACUCGGUCGCAACGUCCUGUCCGUCAGUCCGGAAGAGUUUGUUUGUGAUGAUUUCCCCAAGCCUCAGAUCACAACUCACCCAGAGACGUCUGUGGUGCUGCGGGGGAACAAUGUGACUCUCAGCUGUGUUGCCUCCAGCAGCAGUGAUUCGCCAAUGACCACAGCUUGGCGGAAGGAUGGGGAGGUGUUGUAUGAUGCAGAGGUGCAAAACUAUGCCCAGUACCAGGAGGGAGAGCUGAUCUACACCACUGUGCUUCACCUCCUUCACGUCAACUUCACUGACGAGGGGUGGUACCAGUGCGUGGUCUCCAAUCACUUUGGCUCCAACUACUCCCAUAGGGCCAAGCUUACUGUCAACGAGCUGCCAUCCUUUCUUAAGACUCCCAUGGAUCUCACAAUCCGGACUGGGACUAUGGCCAGGCUGGAGUGUGCCGCUGAAGGCCAUCCGUCGCCUCAGAUUGCUUGGCAGAAAGAUGGAGGCACUGACUUCCCUGCUGCCCGAGAACGCAGGAUGCAUGUGAUGCCAGAUGAUGACAUCUUCUUUAUUGCUAAUGUGAAGACCGAAGACAUGGGAGUGUACAGCUGCACAGCUCAAAAUGCAGCUGGCAGCCUUUCGGCAAACGCUACUCUCACCGUUCUGGAAACUCCAUCCUUCAUGCGGCCACUGGAGGACAGAACAGUGGCCCGUGGUGAAACUGCUGUGCUUCAGUGUAUAGCCAGAGGCAGCCCGGCGCCUCGUCUCAACUGGACCAAAGAUGAUGGGCCGUUGGUUCUCACAGAGCGCCACUUCUUUGCUGCUGCCAACCAGCUUCUUAUUAUAGUAGAUGCUGGUCCUGCUGAUGCUGGGAAAUAUACUUGCAUCAUGUCUAACACUCUGGGCACAGAGCGUGGCCACAUCUACCUGAGUGUGGCACCAUCACCAAACUGUGAUACUGGUGCGGGCUAUGACCAGGACGGCUGGACCACAGUGGGCAUAGUGGUUAUUGUGGUGGUGUGCUGUGUGGUGGGAACCUCCCUGGUCUGGGUCAUUGUCAUCUAUCACAUGCGCAGGAAGAGUGAGGACUACAGUAUCACCAACACAGAUGAGAUGAAUUUGCCAGCAGACAUCCCCAGCUAUCUGUCCUCUCAGGGUACCUUGUCAGAGCCUCAGGAAGGAUACAGUAACUCAGAGGCAGGCAGCCACCAGCAGCUCAUGCCUUCUCUCUCUCAUGGAUAUGUCCAUAAGGGCACAGAUGGUGUGUGUUAUGGAGACACGAGCAGCGAGGUGGAAGUGGAGGGGAAUGGCAUGCUGCACUGCAGAGUUGGCUCUUUGUUCACUGGCCGUAGCAGCUUCCACGCUGGAGAGCCCCUUGACGGACUAGCUGGAGUCACUACAGCUGGUGCAGGUCCGCUGGUCAUCUGCUCGGACUGCUACGACAAUGCCAACAUCUACUCUCGCACACGGGAGUACUGCCGUUAUGCCUAUCUUGGGGAGGACGACCUGCUGGACAAAACUCUGUCAGGCCUGAAGGAGAGCUUUAGUGAGCAUGCCCAGCACAAGGACACGGCGCUGGAGAGCCUCGUUAGCAACCACGACUCCUCUGUCUUUCUCACCUCACGUGACAAAAGGUUGAGCAGCCAUGGUCUCCCAGAGCGAUACGUUAACGACUCGCUUAGCAGAUCGUUCUGGGGAGAAGAGGAAGAUCUGUACUCGAAUCCCCCACAAGGAGUGUCCCAGCACCCAGUGACUGUACACAGAACACCACCUCUGACCUCAAAUGCUGAUGGGUCAGAGGAGCUGAGUGAAUCAGAGGCCGACUGUUUCCCCAGCCAGGGCGCACAGGACCACAGAAGUGCCUCCACUAGGACUAACCUUCAGGAGCAUCCUGCCUUCACAUAAUACUCUGCCCAAUCUGCCUCUGGCUCCUCGUUGCUACACCCCUCUCCCCUUGACUCACUACCUCCAUUCUGCCAAAGAUGCUCUUUUGUAUGUUUACACUUACACUCUAGAGGAAGUGUUAACAUUCUCCACUGUGGAAAGACUGCUGUGUCAGGCGGGAAAAAUAAUCCAGUGAUUAACGUGACCUGCUACUUGACACCUCCACCGCUGCAGUACCCCCCCUCCUCUACAUCCUUUACUCUUCUUUGUUCUCUUUCAAGAGAAAUCUAUGAAUGUAUGCUUCAGAGACCCGCAUCAGAUGCGGCCAUGAGAGCAAAUGUACAACAUGGUCAAGUCUUGAAAAGCUUUCUCCUCCGUCCCUGCUGCUGUGGGGCUGAAACUGUGUAACCGUGCACUACACACUAACAUUUGAGUCUUGUUUUUUUUUUUUUUUGACAUAGCCACCUGUUGGAGCAGCCUACAUGACUUUGAUAGAAAUUACAAACCACCUUUUCCCAUGUGGGAAAAUGGGUUUAGAUGGGGGACAAGUGUAGUUCCCUGACCAGCAGAUUGGUGCGGUUCAUGUAAGAAAACAUCGAAAGUGUCCGUCCCACAUUUCCACAGCUCUUCUGACUGACUCUAAACUGUGUAAACUGGUGUUGUGUUAUGCAAAUCCCAGAGACAGCGACACCAAUCUGUGGUGUAUACUAUGAAUAUAUAGGAAUAUAUCUUAUAUCAUGAUGAUAGUAUCAUGUUUAUCUGAUCUUGUUUUUGUCGUGUGUCACACGCAGUCAUCAAUUCAUUCACUUUGUGUAUUCAGAAUCGAAGCAGUUUGGAGGAGAGUUCAGUUCUUUUGCACAUGUGACAAUCAUAGAUUUGCUUGCCAUUUUCUAAUGGCUGUCUAUUUUGAUGGCCUUUUUAACAAGCAUUCUCAGUAACCUCAGUUAGGUAACAUCAGAGCAUAUGAGCGGAGUGGAGCCGUUUGCCCGCGCCGCUCCCCAACUCGAAGCUACACCAGGCCGCUCCACUCAUCGCUCCACGCUCAACUCGCACCUACCUUACUCACUCCAAAAAAGGGAAAGAAAUCUUCACGUUUUUCACUUUUAGUUUAAACCGUAGCCUUACAUCCCAAAAAAGCUGCAGAACAAUGAUUAUUUUUUGCCAAAUAGGAAUGAUUUAUUUCAAAAUUACAGUCAGGCCUAUUCAACAAGGAAUUUAACACUAAACAUCGUGUAAAAUUCAGCAAAUCAAUGGGCCUAAUUAAAUGAAGAUAUACAGUACAUCUAUAUGACCUUUCAGUUUCCUUUAUAAAGUACUUUACGACCUGGCAACGGCCAGUUUUUGACUGAAAAGUGUUCGAUGGCUGAGCAAGAUGUAUUCAUUCUGGGUCAGGCUUCAGGCUCGUGGUGCGAGCGGUAAUGCAACGAAAUUGGAGCAGGACAUAGGGUGACACGCCCUCCUUUUUAAAAAGCCGCUCUCUGCUCCCCGCUCACUUGAACUAUGCUCCGCUCACAUGCUCUGGGUGACAUUGUAGUUCAUAUACACGGUAUGCACUGAUAUGUUUUCCUUAUGUCUUACAGGCACUUAAUUUAACGGUGUAAACUUUAUUAUGCAGCGUGCAUGCUGUUUUACAUUGUGAGGAUUUGUCAUCGCGUUUUUUUUUUCCCUCAAAGGUUUCUCAAAGUUCACGAUCCUUGUGUAAUAUUGAUUAAACCUAGGUUUUCACUUGGACUGUGAAAAAUGAGAAUGUAUUGUAUUAUUUUAUAUAUGUAUGUGUGUGUACAUAAAGCUAGUUAUCUAUUAGAUUCCACAUCCUACUAGUCAGUUUGCAGAAUGGUUUGACACUCAACAUUUAAGCUUAUUCAUUUAAAGCCCUUGUAGCCUCAGCCUUAUCUGGACAUUUUGACAGAUUGGGUCACUUGACAACAUGGAAGACGUUUCAUGUAAAAGAAUAUUUCAUCAGCUUUGAUCUAAUGAUGUUUUGGUGCUUUAUACAUUUAUCGAACUACAGUUUCUAAGUUAUUAGGUACGCCUGGCUAACACAAAUGCCAUCUAAUACAGCAGUCCUGUGAUCGAUCCUUAAUCCUACUUUCAUGACGUUUGCAGUGUUCGGUUCAGUUGAAACCUGCCUAGAGAACUGUACCACAGUGUGCGCUGUUUUAAAUAACAUGUCUCUGUAUAAUGCAACGUCUCAAAAACCAUUAUAAAGCUGAAUCAUCACCUCUCUAACGGUUUCAAUGAGUAUUACAACCUUCAUGAAAGUAGUAUUUAAUGCCGGGCUGAUGAAUUAGCACUUGUUUUAGCCAGGUGGACCUAAUAACCUGCCAACUCAGUGUCUAUCAUAGUCCUUCGUCUUGGAUGUGCUGUCUGUCAACAAAUUGCCUCUAAUAUUCUCUUUUAAAUCUGACCAAGAUAGGAUUUGUCAUGUUGCUUUCUUCCCACUUUAGUAGUGGUAUACUGAGCGAUGACUGACGAUGAUUCAGACAAUAACAUUUCAUAGUGCUGAUCUGCAGUGUAGCAGGGUGAUGGUGUAGCUUGUUGCUAUAUUUUCCAUGUAAUGUGACUAAGUGUAACAUGGCCAAGCAAGUUGUUAGGUUGGAUCAAUAAUGACUUAAAAUUAACACAUUUUACUGUAUGUGUUGAGCAACAAAUGGCAUGUCUGUGCCUCCAUCUCCUCUGUGGUAUGUGCAUGUCGGUAUCACACUCUCCUUAUGGUUCUAACUUGUUUUCAUAUUUUGUCAAUCAUGUUUGCCCGUUAGCUACCCAGGUGGCACAUUCCAAGCCUUUUUAAGCUGUAAAUAUGAUUAAGUGGUUUUUUUUUUUUUCUUCUCUAAGACAAGUCUAAAACCAGCUUGUCUUUCCUGAGUUCCUCUGUAUUCAGACACUCCUUUGCCGUUUCUUGCUGUUUUCUGACUGUUGACCAAAGUCAUUCGUAUGCCCCUCUUGAGUGAUAGAGAAAUUAAAAUGAAAACUCGCGGCGAUAACUUGUUCUAAUGGAGGUACACGUCCGGGAAGCGUACAUCGAUCCAUUGUUCAGUAUUUUCCGCCAACACAGCAUAAUAUAAUGUGCAUUUUGUAUUGUUUUAUUCUCUGAACAUCCUUUAUUGACUUUAUACCAAAGCUUGAGAUCCAAUGCUGCUUUUUUGUAUUGACGUUUGGCAUUUUGUUUUGAAUAGUAUUUUUGACCUUGUUUACCUGUACAUUCUGUAAAGCAUGUCUAAAAAGCAUUUUUACGUAGCCAUUACUCAAACAUUAAACAUGGAUUCUGACGA